Messenger RNA from Naumovozyma castellii, 2781 nucleotides. RefSeq lists its product as uncharacterized. NCBI's taxonomy places the organism in Eukaryota, Fungi, Ascomycota, Saccharomycetes, Saccharomycetales, Saccharomycetaceae. The transcript has a single exon. The coding region runs from base 1 to 2781 and encodes 926 amino acids. The record is from RefSeq and is a predicted model, not a curated record.
AUGUUAUCAGGCGCUUCCGUGUUUAGUCAAUUGGAUCUUGUAAGUGGUUACCACCAAGUCGAAGUGGAACCCAAGGAUCAGUAUAAGACUGCAUUUGUAACGCAUGAAGGGCAGUAUAUUUGGAAAGUUAUGCCAUUUGGGUUAACUAAUGCACCUUCAACGUUUCAAAGGCUAAUGAAUGAAACCUUAAAAGGUUAUAUUGGAAAGUUCGUGAUCGUUUAUUUGGAUGAUAUUUUGAUAUUCUCUAAAGAUCAAAAAGAACAUACCAUGCAUUUAGGAUUAGUGCUGAAUCGUCUUCAAAAAGCUCAAUUGUACGCAAAGAAAAGUAAGUGUCAUUUCUAUUUGGAUAAAGUACACUUCUUAGGUCAUACAAUUGAUAAAGAUGGAAUUCGUGUGGACGAUAAGAAAGUGAAAGCUAUGGUAGACUGGCCUAAACCCCAGAAACCCAAGGAUGCUGCUAGUUUCUUAGGUCUCGCAGGAUUUUAUAGAAAAUUCGUUGAAGACUUUUCGGGCGUUGCCAAUCCGCUAUAUGAAUAUAGUAACAAGAAAAGAUCGUGGGAUGACGAUUGUGAUCGUGCAUUUCAGACCUUGAAAAGUAAAUUGACUUCGGCUCCAGUAUUGUUGCCGUUUGAUGAAUCUAAAGGUAUUGUAGUAACUACAGAUGCCUCGGAUUACGCAGUGGGUGCUACCUUGGAACUGGUAAAUGAUCAGGGAAAUGUAGAAGGUGUUGUUGCAUAUAUGAGUGCUAAGUUACAUGGUGCGCAAUUGAAUUGGCCUGUUCGUGAAAAAGAAGGGUAUGCAAUUCGAUUGGCUUUAGAACAUUGGUCACAUUAUUUGAAAGGAAAACAUUUUGUUCUACACACAGAUCAUGAAUCUUUGAAGUUCUUACAUUCUAAGAAAGAUACUUCUCCGAAGAUUGCCAGAUGGUUAGACACAUUUGCUGAGUAUGAUUUUGAGAUCGUUUAUAUUCCUGGUGAACAUAAUAGAGCUGAUGGAUUGUCCAGAAGGCCAGAUCUCAAGAAUACUACUUGUUCCGACACAGUGGAAAUGUCAAAGACAAUUGAUGCCAAGCUGUGGACGUUACAAACUUCGAAUGUAAUAACAACGUUUAAUGCUAUUACUCCAGAGUUGCUGGAUACCAUUAAACAAGGUUAUGCAACAGACAAUGAUUUUAAAAUAAUCUAUGAGGUAUUAUCGAAGAAAAUCGAAACACCACCAGAAUUCAGGACAAUUAUAAAAAGGUAUGAAAUCAAAGAUGGUUUGUUGUAUUAUGGGUUCACUUCGAGAACUAAAAAUAAACUGUGCAUUCCUGAUAAUGAGAUUCGCGGGCAAAUAUUGAAAUUAGCUCAUGAUUCGCCAGCCUCUGCUCAUUGUGAUGCAUUAAGAACAUUUUUGAAUAUAUCUCCUUUCUAUCAUUGGCCUCGAAUGCAGAAAACUAUUAUUAACUAUGUGAAAACUUGUGAGUUAUGUCAAAAGUCGAAAAGCAAAACUGGACGACCUUUUGGUACAUAUCACCCGCUGGAAGUUUCUGAUGAUCGUUGGAGAGAUAUCAAUAUUGAUUUUCUGUCAGGAAUGGAACCUGAUAUUACAUCGGGUAAUGAUUCGAUCAUGGUAGUUAUUGAUAGGUUGAGUAAAAUGUCACAUAUGAUUGGGUUGAAGAAAACAACGACUACGGAAGAACUUUGUAAUAUUUUCAUGCGUGAAAUUUUUAGAUUACAUGGUGCUCCGCGUAGCAUUGUUUCCGAUCGAGACAAAUUAUUUACCUCUGCUGUCUGGGAUAGAUUUGCUCAACGAUUGGGCAUACACUUGAAUUUUACGACGAGUAAUAAUCCACAAGGUGAUGGCCAAGUUGAAAGGUUAAAUAGGACAAUCUCAGAAAGAAUGAGGACGUUGUGUGAACAGUAUCCCCAGAGUUGGAAUGAAUUAUUACCUAUGUUAGAGUUUGGGUAUAACAACUCGUACCAGUCCACAAUUAGGGCAACUCCAUUCUUAGCUGCGUAUGCUUUUCAUCCGAGAUUUGUUGGACUAUUAAAUCCUAUACAGCCGUCUGUGAGAGAUCCGUUGGGUCACGAACAAGAAACAGGUAGAAGUUUCAAGGCUCAAUUGGAUAGGAUAUUACAGCGUUCGGAGGCUAUUCGAGAGGAUAUAAUCCGCUCCAUAGCAGCCGAACAGGAACGUAUUUCAAUUGAAAGAAAUAAGAAAAUGAUUCCAGCACAUUUCAAAGUCGGUGAUAAAGUUCUGAUACAUAACAGUGCGUAUAUGAAACCAACCAAGGGUCAGAAAUUCCAAUUUCUGUGGUAUGGGCCGUUUGAAAUUGUGGAACAGGUUUCUACUAGUAGUUAUAGAAUUGCUAUUAGAAAAGGGAAGACUAAACAUGACGUAUUUCCAGCGAAAAGUCUCAAACCCUUUAAUGAAAGACAGAAUGAUUAUGGUCGCGUGCCGCCUGUCAACGAUGAAGACAUCCGGGCCCGGAUCAAUGAAAUCUGUGGGUUUGGAGAUAUGCAGCAACGAGGUAAUGAGACCUUGGUGGAAGCUAAGUGGAAGGACUGUGAAGAUUGGGACUCAACCAUUAUUCCGUUGGAAUGGGUUAAGGAGAAGGUUCCAGAAGACUAUCUGUUGUAUUUGAAACAACAUAGGAAUCGCCGCCAAUCUUUACAAUCUGCUGCGAUUCAGGAAAGAAGAGAAAUGUUGAUGUCUAGACCAAACGGUAGAAAUAGGACAGGAAGACCAAGGGUGAAUGCCAAGAAAAUCGGUAAACGUCGUGGUAACAACAGAUUUUGA